AUGGGUCAUGCUGGAUCGAUUCCCAUCAUCAUCCUGGCUGGUGCCGUGGGACUGCCUGGCCUUAUGCAAGGGCCUGCCAGUGCAGCGGCUCUUCCAUAUGAAUGGAGCAAUUCAGCACCUCCCUUCAGCACCGCCUACGGAAGAAACGACUUGCUGCCGCCUACCAAGAGGGAGCUCCGCGUGGAGGUCGAGAUAACUUGCAAAGAGUGCAGAGAGUUCACGGCGAAGAAUGAGUCCGUCUACACCAACGAGGCCAAGUUCGACCCGCCUCUUUUCCCGCUGACCUGCACUCGACUGGCCUUGGCAGCCGCGGCCAAGUAUCGAUAUUGGUGCCGGCAGAUCAUCGACAACAAGAGUGGGAAGUGGACAGAUGGCUGGGCCUGCGACUCGGGAGGCGGUAUCCCAUCCGUGAUCCAUUGCUGCGGCGAUUGGAUCUCGUACGACGAUCCCCUCUACGCUGAUUACCCAACGGCGAGAGAGAGGGUUCAAAUCGACGUGAAAGACCAACGAUAUUGGUAUACGCUUGAUUAUCGAGAUGUCAAGGACAUUAGCAACACGACGCGGAUGAUUGUCCAGCAUGACCCAGGGAAAUACAACAUCAAUCACAUCCAAUGCAGGAAUUUGAAACCGAACAGCGACCUGGAGUUCAUGUAUUGGAUGUCAAAUCUGAGGGAGCAUGGCGUUCUGGACGCAGACAAGAAUGGCAAGGUUUGGGGAAAGGAGAUGUGGGCUCCAGAGGGAGGCAUAAUACCAAUGGUCGACCCUUGGUCUAAAGGAGCCCCUAAGUACUUUGACAUCACCCCGGAACAGGCUCUGGAGCACGAUCUGGCGCUACUUGCGGAGGGCUGGAGGGGCGGACCCUAA
This is a messenger RNA of Exophiala aquamarina CBS 119918, 864 nucleotides long. RefSeq lists its product as uncharacterized. The transcript has a single exon. The record is from RefSeq and is a predicted model, not a curated record. The coding region runs from base 1 to 864 and encodes 287 amino acids. Lineage: Eukaryota; Fungi; Ascomycota; Eurotiomycetes; Chaetothyriales; Herpotrichiellaceae.